AUGGAUCCGUACGAUGCAUACGGCGGUAUGGACACCGAGGAGUCUGGGCCAAAGGUGACAAUACGGAAUGCCGAUGCGACGACAAUCAAGUUCAACCUCUCCAACACCAGUCUCGCCUUCGCCAACUCCGUACGGCGCGUGAUGCUCGCCGAGAUACCCACAAUCGCCAUCGACCUCGUCGAAAUCGAGAACAACACCUCCGUCCUCGCCGAUGAGUUCCUCGCCCACAGAUUAGGCCUCGUACCCCUCAGCACAAAAGGCGUAGACGACAUGGUGGAUUUCCGCGACUGCACAUGCGACGACUACUGCGACAACUGCAGCGUAGUCCUGCGUCUGAACGUAGCCAACCGAAACAGCGACCAGAACCUCAAAGUCUUCGCGCGGGACCUCUUCGUGGAAUCGCAAGCAGGCUACGGCGGUCGCGCGAAUGGCGCAAACGGCAGCUCAUCAGACGACCUCCCACCUCGAGGAUCACCAAUCCUCAGCGAUCAAGCUCAGAAAGGGCCCCUAAUAUGUCAACUCCGAAAAGGCCAGGAGCUCAAAGUAAAAUGCGUAGCAAAGAAAGGCAUCGCAAAAGAGCACGCGAAAUGGGCCCCCACAGCAGCGAUAGGAUUCGAAUACGACCCCUGGAACAAGCUACGGCAUACGACGCUAUGGUACGAGACGGACGCGAAAGCAGAGUGGCCAGAACCCGAGAAGAACGGACAGUGGGAGGAGAAGCCUGCAGAGGGUGAGCCAUUCAACUACCAAGCAGAGCCAAACAAAUUCUAUAUCGACCUCGAAGGCACAGGCGUCAUGCCGCCCGACCAGAUCCUGCACUCGGGGAUCCGGGUUCUGCAGAAUAAGCUGGCAGGCAUCAUUCGAGAUCUGAACGCAGGCGCAGACGAUCAGAACGGGUAUGGAGGCAUGAGCCCACAGCAGGGCUACGGCGACGGUGCAGGGACGGCAUAUGGAGGCGGCGCGACGGCAUAUGGUGGACAGACGGCUUACGGACAAACGCCGCAGGACCCGAUGUAUGGAGGGCAGACACCUGGUUAUGGUGGUGGCGCUGGCAGUGUCUAUGGGCAAGCGACGCCGUAUGGACAAUCACGAUUUUAG
Fulvia fulva is the source of this 1098-nucleotide messenger RNA. RefSeq names its product DNA-directed RNA polymerase II subunit RPB3. NCBI's taxonomy places the organism in Eukaryota, Fungi, Ascomycota, Dothideomycetes, Mycosphaerellales, Mycosphaerellaceae. Gene Ontology annotation, molecular function: DNA-directed RNA polymerase activity; DNA binding; protein dimerization activity. The coding region runs from base 1 to 1098 and encodes 365 amino acids. The transcript is spliced from 2 exons. Gene Ontology annotation, biological process: DNA-templated transcription. The record is from RefSeq and is a predicted model, not a curated record. Gene Ontology annotation, cellular component: RNA polymerase II, core complex.